GUCGGCGGCGGCGCUUCUGCUGUGCCUGCUGGGUUGCAACGUGUGGAAGGCGGUGACCAAAACCUUAGGAGCGCCCGAGGCCGCUCAAGGAAUGUUCCCCUUCUCCCCAGGCUUCUUUCUACAUCUUUCAGAAAGGGGACCAUCUCAAAAGCGACUGAUCUCCUGGGGCUUAUAGUUAUGUUAAAAUGCAGCAAGCUAGAUUUUUUUAAAGUGGUGAAUAAUUACCUAUGCAGGAUUGACUGCAAAGUAGCUGGUAAUGAAACCAUCAAGCGUAUUUGGAAGAGAAUAAAGACCUUUUCAGCAUGAUAACGUACUUACGGUGCUGCCUUUGCAUAAAUGAAGUGACUCUGAAGGUCCACGUAAGUGAUGCCAGCACACAUCAGCCAGUCACCGAAGCCUUUAUUGAGAUUUUUACCAACCAGAUUCCCAUUGCCUCUGGAACCUCAGGAGCAGAUGGCACUGCCUUCAUCAAGUUUCAGUAUAAGCUGGGCAGUCAGCUGAUCGUUACUGCAACUAAGCACGCUUAUGUGCCAAACUCUGCGCCAUGGAAACCGAUAAGAUUGCCUGUGUUUUCUUCUCUAAGCCUUGGCCUUCUUCCUGAACGCUCAGCUACUCUAAUGGUAUAUGAAGAUGUUGUACAGAUAGUCUCAGGAUUUCAAGGUGCACGGAUCCAGCCCAAAGUUCAUUUUCAAAGGAGAGCCUUGAAGCUGCCAGAAAAUACCAGCUAUAGUGACCUCACAGCAUUUCUUACUUCAGCUAGUUCACCUUGGGAGGUGGAUAGCUUUCCUUAUUUACAAGGAUAUGAUGGCAAUGGAACUGGAAAUAACACUAGGUAUGAUCUUACUCCUGUCACUGCAGUUAGUGUUCACUUACUCAGAAGCGAUGGGACUCCAGUUCCAGUGAAUGGACCCAUCUAUGUAACAGUGCCUCUCCCAACGACCAACAACUUGAAGCACAGUACCCAUGUGCCCGCUUGGAGGUUUGACCAAAAAUUUGGAACAUGGUUGAAAAGCAGUCUGGGCAUCGUAGAACAAGAAGGAAAUGAGAUGACCUGGACAUAUAUUGCCCCACAGCUAGGAUACUGGGUUGCAGCCAUGUCCCCCACGAAUCCAGGUCCUGUUGUAACCCACGACAUAAGCACUUACCACACAGUGUUUCUUUUGGCCAUUCUAGGAGGGAUGUCUCUGAUACUUCUUGUUUUAUUGUGUCUCCUUUUGUACUAUUGCAGGAGAAAGUGUUUGAAACCACGUCAUAAGAAACUGCAGUUGUCCUCAACGCUUAAUGGUUCAAAGAAGGAUCAAUCAACCUCUAUGUCCCAUCUUAAUUUGAUAUUUUCACGACGAGAGUCAGAAUUUCCUGGAGGGUUGUCAGUUGCCAGCAACGGGCACACAGAAUCCUCAGGCCAGAAGGAGCUGAUGGGGGCUGUCCGCAUGGAGAAAGUAUGUUCAGGUGGAGAAGCAGAUAUGCGCACUCCCAUGCUCAAACAUACAUACAGCACCUCACAGGAAUUUAGUUCCCGAGAAGAAUUGCUUUCCCAUAAGGAGAAGGAUCAGAGCCGUAUGUCUCUAGAGAACAUGGCCUCUAGUGACACUCUGCGAAAAGACUACCUUAAAUCAGUAGAUAGUUUUCCUGGAAACCCUAGGAAAUCUAUGGAAACAUCAGAAGGAUAUGACUCCCCGGACAAGGAAGAUCACAGGCGAAGUUACAGUGCAAUGUUGACACGACCUUUAUUUGAAAAGCAAGAGCAGGCGUCUAUGAAUCAUAUUUGUACAGGUAAUAAAUAUAAUAUUCAGGAGCAACUGUACCCCAUCCCUUCAGCACCCGAAACAGAACUGCUAGACUGCAGGCCCACUGAAUGUAUGAUGUCUCGCUCUGUUGACCAUCUUGAGAGACCCACUUCUUUCCCUCGGCCAGGUCAGCUGGUCUGCUGUAAUUCUGUUGAUCAGGUUAAUGACAGUGUUUACAGAAAAGUAUUGCCUACACUGGUCAUUCCAGGCCAUUAUAUGAAGCUUCCUGGGGAGCAUCCUUACAUUAGCCAACCUUUGGUUGUUCCCACCGAUCAGCAAAUUGACAUAGAAAGACUCCAGGCAGAACUGUCAAGCCCUCAUUCACAGCUUUUCCCACACUCCCAGCAACAGAUGCAGCCCCAACAGUUGGCUGCUCAAGCAAUAUCUCAACAACAUUUGCAGGAAGCUGGUGCAAGCGAAUGGAGCGCACAGAAUGUUUCUAUGUCCGAAUCGGUUUCCAUUCCAGCAUCACUCAACAACUCCUCUUUGGCACAAAUGAAUAGUGAAGUGCAGCUUCUUACAGAGAAAGCUCUAAUGGAAUUAGGAGGAGGCAAGCCUUUACCUCAUCCUCGGGCAUGGUUUGUUUCUCUAGACGGGCGUUCCAAUGCUCACGUUAGACAUUCGUACAUUGAUCUUCAAAGAGCUGGGAGAAAUGGAAGCAACGAUGCCAGCUUGGAUUCUGGGGUUGACAUGAAUGAGCCAAAAUCUGCCCGAAAGGGAAGGGGAGAUCAUUUGUCUCUGCACCAAACCCACCAGCAAGUUCAGGUACAUCCGCAAAAAGAGCAGAAGGUCCCAGACAGCACAGCUUACACACAGCUUGUAUAUUUGGAUGAUAUGGACCAAAGUGGCAGUGAAUGUGGAACUGCUGUUUGCAGCCCAGAAGACAGUACUCUAAGAUGUCUGUUGGACACAGGAAGCAGAAGGACAGCGGGCCAGUUGCCUAGCCUGCAGGAAGAAACGCUAAAAAGAACUGUGGAAAGUUCACCAGAGCCUUUAACAAGUCCAGAGCAUGGAACAACUGUCCAUAAUGAAGCUGAAGAUGAUGAAGAUGACGACGACGAUGAUGAUGAUGAUGACCAAGGUGAAGAUAAAAAGAGUCCUUGGCAAAAGAGAGAGGAAAGACCACUAAUGGCUUUCAAUCUAAAAUGAGCUGCAGUACAUUCAUCUCUUCCCCCUCGCAGGAAUAUAAAAUUGCCAAAUAUUUUGUCGGCAGAUGUUCUCAGUUUGUCUGUAGAGGGGAUGGGGGGAGGAAAAAAGGAGAGGGGGGAGAAGUAUUCCUCCGGUGGGACAACAGAGAAAGUACACUCAAAGAAUUACUGUGCAAAUUCAUAUAGUUGCUCUGAAAAAGCUACACAAGGAACACUUCCUAUUAGAGAGCUUGUAAGAGCAUGACUAUGAUUCCAUUUACUUGACAUCAGCCAUCAAGGACAUUUGAACAGGUUGGCAUGUGGUAUGGCAGAUUAUGACCUCAGAUUCCCCUGGAAAGGGAUCUAUGUGAAACUUCGUUAUGUUUUCUUAAUUCACUUGUAUCAUGAUGAUGCUACUGAAAGGGUAUCUUUUGUUAAAGUUCAACACUUGACGUCUACCGAUAUGCAUUAUCUUAAAGGAAGGCUAUGCAUUGCUGCUUUUUAGUAACCUUUUUUGCUUAUAAACUAUGCUUUUCUUACAAGGUAGUCAUAAAACGUUUUAUGUCCUUAUGAUAGUCUGCUCAGCAACUGAAUUUUAUCUACACAAAGCCUGAGUAGAACUUCUUGGUAUUUUGAAGAGCCUUUUUUUUUAUUAAGCCAAACUGAAUUUUAAAGUCAGCUGCAAUUCUUCUGGUUCCAGUCCCCACUCCAAGUGCCUUUUUUACAGGAACAAUGAACAGCCCCUUCUUUUUGCUAGCGCCUUGAUUAUUCAGAUUUUUUUUUUAAGGAAAUUUUUUUGUGAAGCUUUACUUUUUCUUUAACCUGCAUGCCAUCAAUUGUCCUGCUGAAGUACUCCUCAUUUCACUGCAGUAUCUUCUCUAGUUAUGGUGUGUAUUGUGGAUUCUGUUUAGCAAAGAUAGACUAGAGGACAUCUUUGGAAAAACAAAACAAAACCCCAAAGUAGCUAAGAAGAUAGUUUCACUGACUGUAUAUAUGGUGUAUAUAGGCUCAUGUAAUGUGGAAUAUGGACCAAGCAAGUGGACUGAAUGUGUGUUUUAGAAAGGUCAGACAAAGGUUAUUAUGUACUAUCCAAAAGUGCCAGAUAAACACUUCUGUGCUUUCUCUAUAAAGCUGCUUGGCUAUCCAAAAAUUAUAAUUGAAAAAUAAACUUUUUAAAAAUUGAGGAAUUUUUAAAAAAAUCAUAUUUCAAGUUGCAGCAUUAUUAUUUAGUAGGUUUAAAAUAAUUUGCACUGUACCAAGUGGUUACUGAGGUUGAUUGGUCUGAAUCCUACUGCUUAAUACUCAUAGAAUCAUGGGCAUCCCCAUUGGUUCAUCUAGAAGGCAGCCUGAGGGGAGGGACAGUGCCAUCCACCUGACCUGUCAGCCAUUGUAGCGGAAAUCAUCAGGGGACAACCUCUUAGCAAAUAAUGAAACACAAGAGUCCACUGACAAUGAGUCAGGGACAAGAUUACACCUUCAGAGCAGAAGGCCAAAUGUGGUACAGCCAUAUAAAUCCUGUACAUUUUCCCAAGGGCAACUUUAAUACCUGUACUUUCUUUGAGAGAAAAUUCAAGACAAUUUAAAUUAACAUUGCCAGCUGUUUUAAAGGGCUUCCUAAAUUAGGAGCAAAUAUGAGUAUAUCAUUAAAGAACAUAAUCAUUCUUGUGGGUUUCAUAGAUGUAAUGCAAUUUGCUUUGUAUAUUUUGUUCUUCUGAUAAUGUUGACAACAAAUAUUAAGAAAGUUACGCAUCCAGAAAUUUCUUGAGACCUUUGGCAAUGCUUGUAUUAUACUUAUAUUUAAUGUUUUUUGCUAUAUUUCAAGGUCAGAGGUGAUCUAUUACAGCACUGGGGAUCCAUAAUGGAUGUUUUGCAGUGCAUUAAAUAAGAACGCAAGAAGAUCCCUGCUGGAUUAGACAAAAGGCUCAUCUAGUCCAACAUCCUGUUCUCCUGAUGGCCACCCAGAUGCCUAGGGGGAGCUCACAAGCAUAUUUGAAAAUACAGCAUUCCUCUAAAAUGACUAAAAGAUUUUGAUAUGGUCAUUGUAUUUAGCAGAGAAGAGGUUCUCAGGCUUUAGUUACCCAUCCAAAACCUGUGCUUCCAUAUGCACAACUGGCAAACCAUGAUUUAGGGCUGCUUGUCUGACUGCUUAUGGUCCCCAUGUGCUCAGCAUUCAGUUUCAUAAAUUCAUAAGUUUGCUCCCACAUCCAUGGUCCAAUAGACUUUUAAAGAUGGAACAAUGGUCUUUCUUAACCGGUUUGCCAAUGGUCUGUAAAUUCAGAUAUAAUGGCAAACCACAGUUAAUACAAAUGGUGGCUUACAAACCAGCUUCAAACUGUUGUAGAUCCUGGUAUGUUGGUCCCAAAUAGACCACAGUUUAUGGGCAGGCUUAAUGUGAAAACAUGUUUUUGUAUCUCAUCUGAACUCAGCCUUUGAGCAAGAGGAAUCUUAUAAUCCUUCCAUUAGUACUGGGACUGAUGUUUUAGCUAGCUUAGCUUGUCCAGUUCUGAGGGAACGUAAAGAAAGAGAGGAAUAUUGGAGUCUGUUGCAUCCACAGAGUGUUCCAUGGAAACAACCCUUACAAAAAUGGGUUUCCCGUCAGCUAAAGUACAGUCAAAACCCAUGUACUGCACUGAAUUGAUUGUAGUAAGCCAAAACAUACAGACUGGAUCUGGAAUAGUCAAACAGGAGUUUUCACUGAACAUUGAUUACUUGUUUAAUGGAUCAGCACCAAAGACGAAAAGUUUGAGAUGCUUAUGCUCUUCUCCAAAAAACAUGAACCAGCAGUGUAUGAAAGAAGCAAGCCAUCAAAUGUAUUGAAAAAACUGGUGUGUAGAUUAGAUUAAAAUCAUUAUUGAAUACCAAGUUCUAUUUUUUUAGUAAC
Rhineura floridana is the source of this 5795-nucleotide messenger RNA. It is a transcript of the gene FAM171A1, whose product is annotated as family with sequence similarity 171 member A1. The coding region runs from base 303 to 2936 and encodes 877 amino acids. The transcript has 10 exons. Gene Ontology annotation, biological process: stress fiber assembly; regulation of cell shape. Gene Ontology annotation, cellular component: plasma membrane. The record is from RefSeq and is a predicted model, not a curated record. Lineage: Eukaryota; Metazoa; Chordata; Lepidosauria; Squamata; Rhineuridae.